Molecule: messenger RNA, 1875 nt
Organism: Pungitius pungitius (ninespine stickleback)
Lineage: Eukaryota; Metazoa; Chordata; Actinopteri; Perciformes; Gasterosteidae
Gene: shbg
Product: sex hormone-binding globulin
Exons: 8
Coding region: 173-1354 (393 amino acids)
Molecular function (GO): steroid binding
Source: RefSeq, a predicted model, not a curated record
CAGCGCGCGCGCACACACACACACACACACACACACACACCCCUGCCUCAGCCACUGUAGAAGUGCCUCGCUGCUCCCUCGUCACACCUCUGACACCUCAGGUCAGCGUGGAGUUAGCAGACGAGGCAGAAGGCCGAGGAGAGACUGUACAGCGGCAGGCCUGCGUGGACCGAUGCGCUGGAGGAUGCCAGGGUUUUGUAAGACGAUGGCGGGUGGAGUGCUGCUCUCGCUGAGCCUCGCUCUCCUCGGGUGGGGAGCGGAGGGGGGUAAGAAGGAAGUAUCAGGCGGGGCUACCGUCUACCUCGGCCAGGACAGAGACAUCUGGAGGCCGCUGAUGCACACGGCCGUGAACCUCAAUGAGAUCCGCAGCAUCAAGUCCUCGUUUUAUCUACGGACGUUCGACCCGGAGGGGACGGUUUUCUACGGAGACACCAAAAACGGGCAGGACUGGUUUAUUUUGUCCCUGAAAGACGGCAUCCCCCUGAUGCAGAUCAGCAGAGGAGAAAGCCUGGUCAGCGUGGCCGGAGGCCCCAAGCUCAACGACGGGAAGUGGCACUUGCUGGAGGUGAGCAACCAGGAGCCCUUUGUGAUUCUAGAGGUGGAUGGCUCCAAUAGGAUGGUGGUGGGCAUGCAGUCCAAGCAGACAAUGGAAAUCCUUUCAGGUGAACUUCGCCUGGCCCUUGGCGGGAUCCUGAUGGACAAAGAGCAGAUGUUUGUUCAGCUGGAGCCGCACAUGGACGGCUGCGUGCGGGGGGGCAGCUGGCUGAACCUCAGCAUCCCCUGGGAGUUGGAAGCGGAGGAGCUCUGGCCCUGCCAUCAGAACAUCCAACCCGGAAGCUACUUCCCCGGCUCUGGGUUUGCCGUUUUCAACACCUCAGUUUUCCCAUUUGAAGCAGAUCUCGGGGUCAAGGUGGAAUUGCGGGGAGAUUUCAGCGAGAUGGAUGGGACCAUUUUUAGCAUCAAGGCUUCUGGGCAAAAGCUGUUAUUCGCUUUGGUGGCCAAUAAUAACACAAAGGAAAUCACACUUACUGUCGGAGAGGAAAAGGUCUCCAUGAAAGACACGUUCAAGGCCAUGGUGAUCAUCUUUCAGACGGAUUCACUGCGAGUGCUUCGAGAUGGAGACGAAUCAAACACCACUACGUUACCCAUCGGUCCGGUGAGCCACCCCGGGUAUUUGACCACGUGGAAAGAGGGCCGCCUCGCUGUCGGAGGUCUCCUAGGUGAGGAAGAGGACGAUGCUGGCUCCCAGUUUUUGACCGGCUGUCUAGAGAAGAUCCAGGUUCAAGGGAGGGAUUUGGACCUGGAUUUAGCUGUCAAACACAUGUCAAUUUCAUCUUACAGCUGCCCUGCAUAGACCACAAAACGACCCAUGUUUUUAAUAUGCAGAAUCCAUGUUUGCAGCGGAUGCCUUUGGGUACAUGAACAAAACCAAAAAGAGGUUGGGAAAGGAAAGAUUAUCUGCUAAUAGUGGACCUGUAGUUGAAUGUGGUAUUUGACCAAAUUAAAUUAAAUUAAAUUUUGCGCUUUUAAAGGAGAUUCAAACACAUAGUAACUAAGGUUUAAUAGUCACUGAAUGGGGUCUGUGUGUCACUUAGAUUUAAGACAUGGAUUUUGCACCCUCUAGUGGAUUAAAUAUCAUACUAGUUACAUCAACUGUAUAAUAAUAUAUAUUGUUGAAGAUUCAAGAGAUAAUAUUGAUUCGUCACGAAGUUGAUAUGUAAUUAAUUUGUCUGGUAAAUUAAUUGUUUGAGUUGAUUAGACUUGGAAGGAAGAAAAAUAAUCACAACAAACAGUCAUCAAAUAUAUAUCUUAAUCGUCAAUUAGAUUUUAUAAUAUUUCAAAAUACUCAUGUGGAUUAAAAAUAUACCUAUAUAA